UACCAUAGUUCAAACGGCAGUAGUUCAAAUGAGAAUCCACAGCCAAGAUAUUCUGAACUAAACAAGAAUGUCGUCUUGACAAAAAAAUAUUUCUGAAUCAGCUGUAUAAUAAUAACGCAUUGUGUACACACCAAAUAACCGGGAAACUGGUGCUGUGAAAGCGUCCUACGGGUAACCUGUCCUAAAUCUCAAUAUAUUUAGUGUUUUUCGUUAAUUUUUGAAAGAAUUUGACAUUUUUUCAGAAUCAUGUUGGAUGUGGGCGUUGGCUGGGCAGCAUUCAAUAAUUUUGAGAAUAUUGCUUUUGAUUCAGAAAAAGAAGAAUUUUCUGAAUUUAUCGAAAUGUGGAAUAAUAGACUUCAAGAUGCGCUAGAUGCUGGCCUAGAAUAUUCUAAUUCUCUACUGGCGUUUAAUCUUCUACGAAGUUCAAAUCUCUCCGCGCAUGUACAGUCCCGUGUACUGUCUGCGAUACAGUUGGAGUACGACGAAGAUUGUGACAUCAUUCAUCUUGUUAUUCAAAUUCUGGACAAAGAAUUUGUUCAGGAUUCACUCACAAUUCUAGAUCAGGAGGAAGUAAAGAUUAAGAUUGAAGAGAAUCCAGAGGAAGACCUCGACCAAGAAACUUCCAAUGAGAUAGGAGAAGCUAGGUUCCGAGGAUGAUAAUGGUGCGCAAGAACCGGUCCCCCAGCCUACUCCUACUCAACCUCUGAGCCCUAAUCCAUCCUUGAGCCCAGCUACUCUCCUUAAACUAAAGAUUGACGAGGUUUCCAAAAAUAUCAGGGGAAAAAUCAAAGGUUCAGGUUUCUGCCUGUUCUGUGACAAGUACAUUGUAUCACUGCGUAGACAUAUUAAACAAAAGCAUCUAGAAGAAAGCAAAUUGAUCCAAAAUAUGCCGAAAAAGAUAAAAAUGCACACUUGCACAGUUUGUAGCAAAGCAUUCAAGGAAAAUGGAAAUUUAAAGAAACACAUGCGGAUUCACACGGGAGAGAAACCCUACACUUGUACUACGUGUGAAAAGUCUUUUACAGAGUCCGGAGGAUUGGUUCUACACAUGAGAACGCACACUGGCGAAAAGCCCUACUCCUGUGAUGUUUGUGGAAAACAAUUCUCCAGGAAUGGGGGACUAACUGAACACAUGAGAAUUCAUACGGGAGAAAGACCCUACUCUUGCACUGUCUGUAAGAAAACCUUCAAUCAAUCAACCAAUUUAACAGCGCACAUGAGAGCUCAUAGUGAUGAUCCUCCAACCUGCACCAUCUGCCAGAGAACGUUUGUAAAACCGACCACUUUGACAAUACACAUGAGAACUCACACUGGAGAGAGACCCCAUAUUUGCCCUACUUGUGGUAAAUCCUUCAUAUCUAAAACAUCGUUGGGUAGACACAUAAGGUUUCAUUCAGCUGAGAAGAAAUUCUCUUGUCAUGUCUGCACCAGGGCGUUUGUUGAAUCCGGUAAUUUACGCAAACACAUGAGGAUUCAUACUGGUGAGAAGCCUUACACCUGCACAACAUGCAACAAAUCAUUUACUGAAUCCAGUACUAUGGUUAAACAUAUGAAAACGCAUACCGGAGAAAAACCUUUCUCUUGUGAAAUAUGUGGAUUAUCGUUUACCAGAAACGGAGGAUUGACCGAACACAUGAGAAUUCAUACUGGAAUAAAACCCUACUCCUGCCUGGUUUGUAAAAAAUCUUUCAAUCAAUCCGCAAAUUUGGUGGUUCAUUCAAGAAUUCACACUGGCGAAAGACCAUAUUCUUGUACUCAAUGUGAGAAAACGUUUGUAACCACAAGUAACCUGGCAAGUCACAUGAGACUACACACUGGUGAACGACCACAUACCUGUUCUCUUUGUAAGAAAUCCUUCAGUCAAUCUUCGACUCUAACCCUGCACAUGACAACCCACACAGAUGAGAGACCUCAUAAAUGUUCUAUAUGUAGCAAAUCCUUUAAAAGAACUACUACACUCAACAAGCACAAGAAAACUCACAAGAAUUCUAUUAUUCCAGAAUUGAAAUCUGAGAUUGAGCAUGAACCUGAACCCGAAAACGAUACUGAAAAUAUAUCUAAAACUCAGCUUUCAGAGAAAAAAAUGUUGAACGUAGAGAACGGUUGGAAUGCAUUUAUUAAUUUUGAGAAUUGUGUUUUUAAUCCCGAGAAAGAAGAUUUUUCAGAUUUUAUUGAGAUGUGGAACAACAGACUUCAAGAUGCGGUAGAUGCUGGCCUAGAAUAUUCAAAUUCUCUACUGGCGUUUAAUCUUCUACGAAGUUCAAAUCUCUCCGCGCAUGUACAGUCCCGUGUACUGUCUGCGAUGCAGUUGGAGUACGACGAAGAUUGUGACAUCAUUCAUCUUGUUAUUCAACUUCUGGACAAAGAAUUUGUUCAGGAUUCACUCACAGUUCUAGAUCAGGAGGAGCUUAUUCAGAUCAAGAUUGAGGAUAAUGAAGAUUAUAUUGUUCCACUUAAAAUUCAUGUCAAGAAUGAAAAAAUAAAGAAAAUAGUAGAAGCUAAGAAAGAAAUUCAGGAUUCUGAAGAUGAAGUGAAAAAUCUUGAGUCAAUUCAAGAUCUUGAAGAGCUUAACCCUUCACCACCAUUACCCUUUCCUUCAGCACAUCUAGAACCACAAAGUACAUUGACACCCCACACGCCUUCAGUGGCAAAUAGUCAUAUGGCACCACAAAGUCAUCCAUCCCAUGAAGCACCACUAAGUCCUUUAGUCCCACAAAGCCCCUCAGCUUCACAAAGUCCAUCAGCAGCUUUCUUAAGUUCAUCUCGAUCUCCCAGCCCUUCCUCGUGUCUUAAACUCCAGAUGAAAGAGGGUACUAAAGAAAAUCAGGGAAAAGUAAAGGGUACUGGAUUUUGCCUAUUUUGUAAUAGGUACAUCAUCAAUUUGCGAAGACAUAUUAGGCAGAAACAUAAAGAAGAAAAUGAAAUUCUUCAGAAACAACCUGUUGAAAAAAAGUUGUUCAUAUGUCCAGUCUGUAAUAAGCAAUGUAAAGAAAAGGGCAAUUUAAACAAACACAUGAGAACUCACACUGGAGAGAAACCAUACUGCUGUGCCACAUGCGGGAAAUCAUUUACCGAGUCUGGUAGUUUAAAUGAACACAUGAGAAUUCACACAGGGGAAAAGCCCUUCUCUUGUCAUAUAUGUGGGAAACUUUUCACCAAAAGUGGAAGUUUGAAAUAUCACAUGAAAAUUCAUACGGGAGAACCAAGGCAACCUAAGGGACCCAGGGCAACCUGUUCUACAUGUAAUAAAUCUUGUCUUAAUCUUCAAAGUUUAAAAAUUCAUGAAAGAAUUCAUACUGGCGAGAAACCCCACUCAUGUACUAUUUGCGGGAACUCGUUUUCUUUCUUAUCAUCCUUUAACAGACACGUUCGAGGUCAUUCAGAUGAAAGGCUGUUCCCUUGCACUGUCUGUGAGAAAUCGUUUAAAGAAUCGGGUAAUUUGAAGAAACACAUGAGAGUGCAUACUGGUGAGAAGCCGUAUACCUGCACCACCUGCAACAAAUCAUUUACUGAUUCCAGUUCGUUGACAAAACACAUGAAUAUUCACAGUGGUUUGAAACCUUUCUCUUGUGAAGUAUGUGGAUUAUCUUUCUCACGAAAUAGUGGAUUGACAGAACAUUUCAGAAUUCAUUCAGAUGAAAAACCUUAUUCAUGUUCAGUUUGUUCUAAAUCUUUUAAACAAUCUACAAACUUAUCAGUUCAUAUGAAACUACACACUGGUGUGAGGCCGCAUGCAUGUACACAAUGUGACAAAACAUUCAUAACUUCAAGUAACUUGACAAGCCACAUGAGACUGCAUAGUGGAGAAAAACCACAUACUUGUUCUCUUUGUAAGAAAUCCUUUAGUCAGUCUUCGACACUAACCCUGCACAUGACAACCCACACAGAUGAUAGACCUUAUGAGUGUUCUAAAUGUAGCAAAUCAUUUAAAAGAACCACUACACUAAACAAGCACAAGAAAACUCACAAGACAACAGUUGUUUCAGAAUUGAAAUCUGAAACCGAAAUUAUUCAGUGAACAAAUUUCUCAUUGGAUAAUAUUGAAUGCUACAUUAAUACAUUAAUAUCCAUUGUGGCUAUUUUUGACCAGGUCUCUACCCUAACUUCUACGGAAUGAUGGUUGAUCGCUUGUUUUAUAGUUUGUCUGAGUAAAGAAAUUAUCUCUAUUUUCUAGAACAAAAAGACUGUAGACGUAAUUACAAGUGACUGAGUGGUAUGUCCGAUUCACAGCAAUAUCCUUUAAACUUCUAUUUGAUAAAACAAUGAGGAAAAUAUCGUCGUUUUUCUUUCUUGAAAAUCUCAAAUUCCCGCAAUUAUAAAGCUGCAAGUAGUUUAUCAGAGAACGCACAACUAAACAUAAUCAAUUUUGAGCUAAAAAAUAAGAAUAUCUCGUCAUCCUUGACAAGUUAAAGGUUUAAAUGGUAUCGUUGUGAAUCGACCAUGCCACUCUUUAAAUGAUAAAGAAUCACUUAAAAUUAUGUCAUUAGUUCUUUAAAGGUCAAAAGAUUAUAUCUUAACUAACCUUUGACCUUUAUAAAAUGUGUUUAAACAUAAAUAAAUUAGAAAAUAAAUGUGGCCUGGAAAAAAAAAGAUAUUAUGUUAAAUAU
This is a messenger RNA of Eurytemora carolleeae, 4607 nucleotides long. RefSeq names its product zinc finger protein 721. The record is from RefSeq and is a predicted model, not a curated record. Gene Ontology annotation, biological process: regulation of transcription by RNA polymerase II. Lineage: Eukaryota; Metazoa; Arthropoda; Copepoda; Calanoida; Temoridae. Gene Ontology annotation, molecular function: RNA polymerase II cis-regulatory region sequence-specific DNA binding; DNA-binding transcription factor activity.